CCUGUGAGGACCCGUACCGUUGGCACGCUCGCUGCAGCGAGGAUUUUGUCUCUCAUUGGCUGAAGCUGUUACUGGAUCUGAAACGUCAUUGACUCUGUGCGCCGCAACUUCCUGACCCAAAGGGGGAUACUAGGUGAAUAAAUAUGCUGGUCCUGGUGCUCGGAGAUCUCCACAUCCCCCACCGCUGUAACACGCUGCCAGCCAAGUUCAAGAAGCUGCUGGUUCCGGGCAAGAUCCAGCACAUCCUCUGCACUGGGAACCUGUGCACCAAAGAGAGCUAUGACUACCUGAAGACCCUGGCAGGCGACGUGCACAUUGUCCGCGGUGACUUUGAUGAGAACCUGAACUACCCCGAACAGAAGGUGGUGACAGUAGGCCAGUUCAAGAUUGGCCUGAUCCACGGGCAUCAGGUGAUCCCUUGGGGUGACAUGGCUAGCCUGGCCUUGCUCCAGCGGCAGCUGGAUGUGGACAUCCUCAUCUCUGGUCACACGCACAAGUUCGAAGCCUUUGAGAACGAGAACAAAUUCUACAUUAACCCUGGCUCAGCCACCGGGGCCUACAGUGCACUGGAGAGCAAUAUAAUCCCAUCCUUCGUUUUAAUGGACAUCCAGGCCUCCACGGUGGUCACAUACGUAUACCAGCUCAUCGGAGACGAUGUCAAGGUGGAGAGGAUCGAAUACAAGAAGUCCUAAAAGCUGCAGUGGCGGGGAGGGGGGUGGGGGGGUCCCUUCAUUCCACGUUACUAACCUGAGAGGAUGGACUGUAACCAUCUGCUGGCUUAAUGAAAGAAAUGUAUAAUACUUUCUAUAUGUCAUCAGCAUCGCCUGCACUGUCUACCACACCGUCUGAAGAACCCGGAUAUCGUCUCCCAUGCGUUGCUCUGGCAAAGUAGGAUGUGUGUGCCACAUUUUUCGUUUCCAUGUGAAUAUCCACCAGUUUAAGGUUUAGAUCCAGGCUCUUAUUUUGUUACUGAAAAUAAAAUCACAUUAAUCAUUUAA
Molecule: messenger RNA, 998 nt
Organism: Brienomyrus brachyistius
Lineage: Eukaryota; Metazoa; Chordata; Actinopteri; Osteoglossiformes; Mormyridae
Gene: vps29
Product: VPS29 retromer complex component
Exons: 4
Coding region: 144-692 (182 amino acids)
Biological process (GO): intracellular protein transport; retrograde transport, endosome to Golgi
Cellular component (GO): endosome; retromer complex
Source: RefSeq, a predicted model, not a curated record